Zeugodacus cucurbitae (melon fly) is the source of this 657-nucleotide messenger RNA. RefSeq names its product MRN complex-interacting protein. Gene Ontology annotation, biological process: mitotic G2 DNA damage checkpoint signaling. NCBI's taxonomy places the organism in Eukaryota, Metazoa, Arthropoda, Insecta, Diptera, Tephritidae. Gene Ontology annotation, cellular component: nucleus. Bases 152 to 646 code for a protein of 164 amino acids. Gene Ontology annotation, molecular function: chromatin binding. The record is from RefSeq and is a predicted model, not a curated record. The transcript has 2 exons.
GAAGACAUAAUUCAAUUUGCCCUUCUCUACAUUAGACUAUUGGGUUAUCGGAAAUAUUAAAUAUAGAAACACACAUCUCAUCUAUUAAUUAGCGAUUAUUAUCCCGCGCAUUUAAAUAACAUUUUUAUUUAAAAAAGAUAACAAACAAAAAAUGCCACAGGAAAUUAGAGUUUUGCAAUGUUCUGAGUGUAAAAUGUUCCAAGUCGAUUUAGUUAAAAAGGGGACGAAGUGGACUUGUAAGAUAUGCAACUUGAAACAAAGUUUUGUGACUGAGUACUUUCGUGGAAGUGGUCCCGAUUGUCGUGUGCUUGUACAGGAACUUAAUAAGAAUAGAGGGCUUUCAGUAUUAAAUGCGUGUAAGUUUACUUUAGAAAGGACUGUGGCCCAUAGAAGGGAACAGCAAAAUUUAUCUCCAGGGUCAAUGAAAUUCAAUGAAAAGGAAUUUGCAAAUGAUGCCGAAUCUGCCAAUCAGGAAUAUAGUGGAAGAGAUGUAGAUAUUCCACCAAAUAAGAAUAGUGAGUCUUUCGAAAAUGCUAAAGAACCGACUCAAAUCAAUUUGCCAAAUAGCAGUAAUAAACGCAUAUCAAUAAGAAAUGGCUCUUGUGAUUCCAUUAAGAAAAUAUGCAAAUGGGAUAAAUACGUAUAAAAAUGGCUAAA